GUGUCCUGGGGCGUCUCAUCGAAGGGUUGCCCUGGAGAGAAGGAAAACGAGCAAGCUGCAAGCAGAAGCGGAGGGCGAGUGUGGUCCCGGGGGGACGGAGCAGCCUAGCAGUUUAUCUCCGGACACCGAUCAGGGAAUAGUGCCAGCAGAGCAGAGCUUCACCUCGCCCGCCCUUCCUGCGUGGACAGAUGAGCCCGGCAUCGACAAUUCGCCCUUUGAGGAGAGCACGGUAGCAGACACAAAUCAACAGCCACCUACCUUGCCUGAAGGAGAGAUCACUACUAUUGAAAUUCAUCGGUCCAAUCCUUAUAUUGAAUUAGGAAUUAGCAUAGUGGGUGGCAAUGAAACGCCUUUGAUCAACAUUGUCAUUCAGGAGGUUUAUCGAGAUGGGAUCAUUGCCAGGGAUGGAAGACUUCUUGCUGGAGACCAAAUACUGCAAGUCAAUAGCUUUGACAUAAGCAACGUGUCUCACAACCACGCUCGAGCUGUGCUUUCCCAGCCUUGCUCGGUGUUGCACCUCACCGUGCUGAGAGAGAGGCGGUUCGGCAGCCGCACACACAACCACGUGGACGCCACCAGCUCCUUGCGGGAAGACAGCUUUCAAGUGACGCUGCAUAAACGUGACUCCAGCGAGCAGCUUGGCAUUAAACUUGUACGCAGAACAGAUGAGCCAGGAGUUUUCAUUCUUGAUCUUUUGGAAGGGGGGUUGGCUGCCCAAGACGGCAGGCUCUGCAGCAAUGACCGUGUACUUGCGAUCAAUGGGCAUGACUUGAAGCACGGGACACCCGAGCUUGCUGCUCAGGUUAUACAGGCUAGUGGGGAGAGAGUGAAUUUGAUCAUCUCUAGACCCCUGAAGUCACAGACAGUCAGUAUUAUCCGAGACACGGGGACUCACAACAGCAACUCACACCAACACCAGUCCCAACAACUGUUGCACAGCAGACCCAACUCACAUAAGGAUCUCUCCCAGUGCGUUACAUGCCAAGAAAAACACAUUACUGUGAAAAAAGAGCCACAUGAAUCUCUGGGAAUGACAGUGGCAGGAGGCAGAGGCAGCAAAAGUGGCGAACUGCCCAUCUUCGUGACAAGUGUACAGCCUCACGGGUGUUUGGCAAGAGACGGCAGGAUUAAACAAGGUGAUGUGCUGCUGAACAUCAACGGCAUCGAUUUGACUAACCUAAGUCACAGCGAGGCGGUGGCCAUGCUGAAAGCUAGUGCUGCCUCUUCGGUAGUCGCCCUGAAAGCCCUGGAAGUCCAGGUUGUAGAAGAACAACCCCAGGCUAAUGAAGAACAAUUGAGUACCGUCAGUGAAAAUGAAUACGAUGCCAGUUGGUCACCAUCAUGGGUCAUGUGGCUGGGACUUCCAAGCUGCCUACAUAGCUGCCAUGACGUAGUACUGCGGCGGAGCAAUUUAGGGAGCUGGGGUUUCAGCAUUGUCGGUGGCUACGAGGAGAACCACACGAAUCAGCCUUUCUUCAUUAAAACGAUUGUUCUUGGAACUCCCGCGUACUUUGAUGGAAGAUUAAAGUAA
Messenger RNA from Phaethon lepturus (White-tailed tropicbird), 1531 nucleotides. It is a transcript of the gene LNX2, whose product is annotated as ligand of numb-protein X 2. The annotation marks the transcript as partial. The transcript has 7 exons. Gene Ontology annotation, molecular function: protein binding; ubiquitin-protein transferase activity. The record is from RefSeq and is a predicted model, not a curated record. Lineage: Eukaryota; Metazoa; Chordata; Aves; Phaethontiformes; Phaethontidae.